CGUGGCAUUUAAACGGGAACAAGUUUAGCGCUGAACUGUUUACAAAUUGGUCAGCGGAUUUUCAUGUGAACUUUGAUAAAGACCAUCGGAUUAACUCUGCUGAUGUUGUUAAUAUUAUGCUUAAGUCGAAAUCGGAACCUAGUUUACAAGAUGCGGGUAAAUCUAAAUCGGUGAAAAUCGCUCUGAGUUGUGAUGGAGAUAAUUCAAGAAACGCGCUGUGGUCAAGGCAUGACAGAAUAGAAUGGACGCUCAUUUUAUUUCUUGGUACCACAGUUCUCUACUCGGCACGCACAAUACUGCCACUAUGUGUCGUCCAAGUCGCAGCCGAAUUUGAAUGGGAUAAAGCAGAUAUGGGUUUAGUUCUCGCCUGCUUCCUGUGGGGUUACCCCUGCACACAGAUACCAGGGGGUUACAUCAGUGAUAAGAUCGGAGGUGAUCUGGUGCUUUAUCAUGCUGCCAUCAUCUGGGGGCUGGUCACCAUCAUCACACCGCAGGUGCCUUACAUUUACUCAUCUAAAGCAGCGUCUAUUUACUCCAUGGCCUUUAUCAGGUUCCUGUUAGGCAUAACACAAGGUGUACAUUAUCCGUCCAUGAGUAGUCUCAUUAGUAAGAAGGUCAGCACCAAGGAUAAACCAACCGUAUUUUCUUUUAUAUUCGCUGCAUCAUCGGCAGGAGCUCUCUUCACUGGUGCAGUAGGCUCCGUCAUGCUCCUCUACUUCCACUGGCAAACCAUCUUCUACUUUGUUGGCCUCCUGGGUGUCAGCUGGGGCCUCUUUGUCAGGUUCCAUCUCCGCAAACGAAGAAAGAAAACAAUUUAUAUGCUGCACAACGGCAGGAGAGAGGAGAAGGAAAUGAAGACGAUGGAAGACAGGGGGAUGACCCAAGGAGCUACUCAUUUUCCUUGGAGGACUCUCGUUACGAAAAAGCCGUUUUGGGCUGUUCUAUUAGCGCAUAGUUGCACCAACUUUUUAUUCUUUAUUCUUAUGUCAUGGAUGCCUACUUACUUCACUGAGGUCUUCCCAGGCCAAAAGGGCUGGGUGUUCAAUGUUCUGCCUUGGUUAAUCUCCAUUCCAGCCUCGCUUAUCUCUGGUUAUAUAGCAACAAAACUUCUGACGAUAGGAUGCUCAGUUAUAAAUUGCAGAAAAAGUAUACACACGUUAUCAUGUAUCGGUAUGUCAUUCUCACUCAUCAUGAUAUGCUUUGUGAGUGAUUACCACACAGCGCUCAGCCUAAUGAUGGUUGCCGUAGCAAGUUCAGCAUUUAGCAAUACAGGUGUACAAGUCAACGUCCAAGAUGUAGCACCAAAGCACGCUGGUGCCGUUUACGGUAUUUCCAACUGUGUCGGUGCUCUGGCCGGAUUCACAGGGACCUACUUUACUGGUUACAUCCUGCAUACCUGGCAGAGUUGGCCAGCAGUAUUCGGACUGGCUGUGUCUGUCUUAUUGUUUGGCUGGUCGGUGUUUAUGUCCUUUGGAUCAGCUGUACCAGUCAUUUAAUCCUUUUCGACACCAGACUUUUUUCAUGGCUGUGUAGCAAGCCAGUUCAGUUCAGUACAACAUUUAUUUCCAAUUCCUCAAUCAAUAUAAAUACAAUGUUAGCAAAUUGAUACACCCACAAAAUGCAGGAAAUUGGGGGCACGACCAAGUAAGCACAGCUUGUGGUAGGGAGUGCCCAUACAAAGAAAAAAAACACAAAAAAUACAACAGACAGAGCAGACAAAGCACAAAGCACAUGACCAAAAAAGACAGGGGCCCAAUUUCAUGGCUCUGCUUACCUUCGCAUUCUGCGUUUCCAUCACCGAUUCCCCGCUUACUUACA
Molecule: messenger RNA, 1818 nt
Organism: Asterias rubens (European starfish)
Lineage: Eukaryota; Metazoa; Echinodermata; Asteroidea; Forcipulatida; Asteriidae
Product: solute carrier family 17 member 9-like
Exons: 9
Coding region: 117-1496 (459 amino acids)
Biological process (GO): transmembrane transport
Molecular function (GO): transmembrane transporter activity
Source: RefSeq, a predicted model, not a curated record